AUGAUGGAGCUUUCUGUUUUGGGACUGAUUAUCGUACUCCUAUAUCGUGCGAAUUUGUCACACGCUUUUAUUGAAAACGGAUGGAUGCGCGCCUUUCGUUAUACAUUCGACCAGAGGCUUUCUCAAGCUAAUUGCUGCAAAAAUGGCUUCUGCCUUUCUCCACAAUGGAAACGCUGUCGUCGCGCCUCGCACACCGAACGUGAGGUGAUUGACCUUUGGGCGAGUACGAAUCCUUAUGAGGUCUUGGGUGUCGGAGAGCAGGCCACCAUGGAAGAAAUACGAUCUGCCUACUACACCCAAUCGAAACGAUUUCAUCCAGAUCGAGCUCACGCGAGCAAGUCUGAGGAAGCGAGCGCAGAAAGUUUCCAGAAGGUUUCGGCCGCGUACAGUCUUCUCAUCGACCCGGAAUCCCGGCGUCUUUACGACCGCAUACAGGAAAGGCAACGUGGACUUCGGAACAGAUUUUAUGAUAUCCCGAUAAAUCCAGCGAUGGACAGGAAUCCAGACAAUGAGUUCGCGCGUGCCAGCGAAAUUUUUCAUUCCCGACGUCCGCCAUCGGCCCGAAGCUAUCAGUAUCACGAAAAUCCAACGCCCUCUUCCAGUCCGUUUAGAUCUUCGUCCACUCGGCUCACAACUAAUUUACCCACUACCCAAAACAUUUGGAAUGGAACUGAUAGUUGGAAUUUCGCACGCUGUAUUCGGUGGUUUGUCUGCCUUCUGGUUGGAAUUACGACAGUGUAUUGUACACCGGAUAUAUGGGGUGAGAACUGAGGUAGUCAUAGACAGCACUACCAAUUCCCAUGAUAGUUUCCCUUUGUAAAAAAAGUCUUUCAGAUGAAAAUAAUUGUCUUCUCUUUGUGGUAUUUCAAUCUUAUCCAUCAAUUUUGGUGGGCCUCUCGUCUAUCUAUAUGUCAGUGCUCCUAUCUUUGCAUUGUAUCAGGAAUAUCCACAUGUGCACAUGAAUUUCAAAUGACCGCUGCCCGUGAUUUCUGUUCAUUAUUGUAAGUUUGCGAUUUGUUAGCCAGGAGAACCAGUAAG
Opisthorchis viverrini is the source of this 1038-nucleotide messenger RNA. RefSeq lists its product as hypothetical. The coding region runs from base 1 to 771 and encodes 256 amino acids. NCBI's taxonomy places the organism in Eukaryota, Metazoa, Platyhelminthes, Trematoda, Opisthorchiida, Opisthorchiidae. The transcript has 4 exons. The record is from RefSeq and is a predicted model, not a curated record.